Wasmannia auropunctata (little fire ant) is the source of this 3467-nucleotide messenger RNA. Its product is annotated as sarcosine dehydrogenase, mitochondrial. The record is from RefSeq and is a predicted model, not a curated record. Gene Ontology annotation, cellular component: mitochondrion. The transcript has 15 exons. Gene Ontology annotation, molecular function: oxidoreductase activity; protein binding. Bases 688 to 3345 code for a protein of 885 amino acids. Lineage: Eukaryota; Metazoa; Arthropoda; Insecta; Hymenoptera; Formicidae.
GCGCACAUUCACUUUCACAAGCACAAAGAGAUAACUGUACAAAUGUUACGAUAAUGUACGAUUAAUUUUAGUUUCGUUUGGUAAGAACUGGCAAAAACUAAUCUCAUGACGAAAUUAGUGUCUCUUAUUAUCAUUGCGUCAACAUAGCAAUAUCGGAUAUUUUUAGUGUAUAAUAAUAAGUAUAACAAUCGCGCGCAACGCAGAAAUUACGAAAAGAAAAAAGAAAACAUAGAUAACGGCCGAGGUACACUUGAGCAACCAUGUAGCGUCUUAUACACAAAUUCCUCUCUCUCUCUCAAGUAUUGUUUUUCUCUUUUAACGAAUGAAAAUAUAUUGAGCAAUGUUGCUUUUGCGAUUGACGUCGUUCGUAAUCUUUUUUUUCGUUGGGCGAAAAGCAGCAGCACGAAAGCAGCAAUUUUCUCAAUCGAACGCGCGAUGCACGCGGACGCGGACUGAUAUCGCGGGCGAGAGAGAAGUUAGCGUCGAGAAAAGUGACGAUGCAUUGGCAAGUUCUUUGAUAAUGUAUAUGUUGUAAACAGUGUAAUUGUAAAGAAUGAACCACACUAGCAGAAUAGCUAGCGCGAUACCGCGCGCGAGUCGUGAACCGGGGGGGAGACUGUAGUUCAAUCUUCGCUAAUACUGCAGUCGCGCACAAGCGUCACAAGCUGACUCGGUGAGGCGCACGAGAUGCUUCGUUUAGCAAGGAACAAGUUACCUAAAUGGGGUCUCAGAAAUAAUCGAGCGGUCGCUACAUUCAAAGAGAACGAGACAAAGAGCAUCGACGUACCCAGCAAUGCAGAUGUUGUAAUAAUAGGCGGUGGCAGUGCUGGUUGCAAUGCACUUUAUCAAUUAGGAAAACGUGGAGUCAAUGCGGUACUCUUGGAAAAAUCGAAGCUCAUAUCCGGCACAACGUGGCACACAGCAGGUCUCCUGUGGCAUCUACGCGGGAUAUGCGACGUAGAGACGGAAUUGCUAAAAACUUCGCGAUUGAUUUACUCGUCCUUGCAAGAAGAGACAGGUAUAAAUCCAGGAUGGAUAGACAACGGUGGACUCUGCAUCGCUCAUUCUCGCGAGCGAGUGGCCGAUUACGAGAGAUUGAUUACGAGCUGCAAGAAUUUCGAUAUCGAGGCGUACAUGAUCGAUCCGGUCGAGGCGACAGAAAAAUUUCCUCUCCUGGAUAAAAAUGCGUUUCAAGCUGCGAUAUAUUCUCCGGCGGACGGCACGAUAGAUCCUGCCAUGUUGGUAAAUGCGUUGACAAAAUCAGCAGAAAAAAACGGUUGCAAGGUCAUCGAAGAUUGUCCGGUCACUAAAAUUCUCGUGGAGGAUUCCGACAGUCAUAAAACCGUUCGCGGAGUGGAAACGCCUUACGGCAUUAUAAAAACCAACGUCAUACUAAACGCGGCGGGAGCGUGGUCCGGAACAAUAGCGCGAAUGGUCGGGCUGGACAUCCCGUUGGUACCGAUGAAACACGCGUACAUCGUCACCGAGCCGAUGAACGUGCGAGGACUGCCAAAUAUUCGAGACCCCGAUUUUAACGUCUACUUUCGGGUGCAGGGUGGAAAUAUAAAUAUCGGAGGAUACGAGCCAAAUCCUAUCAUAUUGAAAUUUCCGCCGGAGGACUUCUCCUUUAGCCUGUACGAGCUGAACUGGGACGUAUUCAAUACUCAUGUGGAGGCGAUGAAUCGGUUGAUCCCCUCCUUGGCAUCCGUUGGAAUAAGAACAACGGUGUGCGGCCCAGAAAGUUUCACCCCCGACCACAGACCUAUCAUGGGUGAGGACCCACGCUGCACAGGUCUUUAUUACUCCUGCGGAUAUAAUAGCGCCGGGAUGAUGUUUGGAGGUGGUUGUGGAGAACAAAUAGCAUUGUGGAUAAUUAAUGGACGACCGGACAAGCACAUGUUCCUUCAGGACAUCAGGCGAUUUAUACCAGAACAAAGAAAAAAUUCAAUUUGGGUGAACGAACGGAGUCAUGAGGCUUACGCAAAAAAUUACAAUAUUGUUUUCUCACAUGACGAACAUUUAAGCGGCAGAAACUUGAAGACAGAUCCUUUCCACAAUUUUCUUGUCAACGAAGGUGCUGUCAUGGAAGAACGGCAAGGAUGGGAACGUCCAGGAUGGUUUCUACCGGAUAACAAAACGGCUCCGAUUUUACCUUACGAUUAUGGUGGCUAUUACGACACGCCAAAGAACACGAACGACACAUAUGCCGAUAUAUUGAAAACAGAAUGUACAUUUGAUUUUUCACCCCACGAGAGUAUCAUACGGGAGGAAGCGCUCGCCUGUAGAAAUAACGUUGCCUUAUUCAACAUGUCGUACUUCGGGAAACAUUAUUUAUGUGGCCCAGACGCGAAAAAAGCGGUGGAUUACAUAUUUACGGCUCGGGUGGAUCGGGAGAUUAACAGAACCGUGUACACCUGCAUGUUGAAUAAAAAAGGAGGUGUGGAAGGCGACUGUACGGUAACUGGUCUGGAAUCCGGCUCGGGUGGCGUAGUCGAUCCCAUAUUUAAGGGAAAAGCAUUUUACAUAGUGAGCGGAGGCAUGUCGUCGUAUCACACUUGGGCACAUAUCAGCAAAGUAAUAAGAGAUAAAGGUUUCCACGUGUCUGUGCACAAUGUCACAGAGCAGAUAGGAAUUUUAUCGGUUCAAGGUCCUAACAGCCGCCAGGUACUUCAAACGUUGAUCGACGACGAUCUCUCGAACAAAUCGUUUCCGUUCUCAACUUCGAAACUAGUGCGAAUAGAUGGCGAGCUCGUGCACGUGUUCAGACUUAGUUUCGUGGGUGAACUCGGUUUCGAAUUGCAUAUUCCAAGAAGUUCGUGCGAAAAGGUUUACAAAGCUUUGAUGGAAUGCGGUAAAAAGUACGAUAUGAAAUUAGCCGGCUUCAGAGCGCUCUACAGUUUAAGUUGCGAGAAAGGCUAUCAUCUCUGGGGCUCAGACUUGAGAAUAGAUGACAAUCCGAUAGAAGCGGCCUUAGAAAUCGUCUGCCGCAAAAACGGCAAGUACUUAGGAAAGGCAUCUGUCGAACAGUGCCGUAAAAAUGGAAUUAAAAAAAGACUGGUACAUUUACACACAACUGAUGAAAUACCACUGUGGGGUAUGGAGAGCGUCUACAGAAACGAUCAAUUAGUUGGUUAUCUAAGGAGAGCUGAGCAGGGUUAUACCUUUAAGAAGAACAUUGGACAGGCAUUCAUCACAGCUCCGAAUGGGCAAAACGUUACGAAGGAAUUUUUAGAGACGGGCACUUACCAGAUCGCAGCGAGAAGGAAAAAAUAUCCCGCGAAGAUGUAUCUUGAAAGCCCGUUCGAUCCGCAGAACAAGAGGUUGCUAGGUGUAUACACAAUAUAAAAAUACUCUUUAUCGAUAUUACUUCUUCUGAUUUUAAACCAUCUGCGAAAAGCAAGAUGUAUGUCUUAAUAAUCAUGAACAUUUUAUAUUUUUUUUCAUACAUAAAAAAACAGUAUAAAUUA